UCAGUGCUUUCGAUUCACGAGAAGGAUGACCACAUUUACUAGACAUCAAUCUAAAAUAUUAGUGCUAUAAUAUAAUGGGCGUGUGCAAAAUUGCAUUUACGGGGGAUUUUUCUUAUUUUUACUAUUUAUAUAUAUUUUUACUUUUCAAUUUCAUGAAAAAGCAAAUUUUAUUAUCGAUUAGUUUACAUAUCGAUUUCUUUAACGAAUGUUGUACAUCAUUAUACGUUCCGUUCAAAUUCGAAAACAAGUAUUACGAGUUACGAGCAUAUUGAAUUGUAUUUUAUUCUAGAUAUUGUUUUAGCCAUUUAUGAAAUAUUUUCAAAUACUUUUAUGACAAAACUAAAAACUUUCACGUUAAUAUUACACAUAGCACAUUAUACUUUAAGAAUAUUCUAUAUUUUUUACAUAAAAUUGUAAAAAUAAAUGUAAGGAUUUCGAACGAUGAGACAUAUGUCAUUAUGACAAAGAGUACAGUAAUAAUACGGAAACAUUUUGAUGUUUGAGUUGGGCGAGGCGAGUUUUACCUACUGGCUUUCUUUGCUUCGUAUAUCCGAACGCAUUUUUAAAUUCUAUUUACUUUCGACAUUUCACUAUCAAAUUUCUUUUUCCUGAUGGAAUUGAUUUAGAAAUAGCAAAAUUUGGGACAUUUAUUUACAUGUUUUUCAAAUAAAAAAAUGAAUUACUAUUUACUAUUAUUUUCCGUGACGAGUUUUGUGAAGGCUCAGGUAUCGCAACAAAAUCCAUUCAACCCAAAUUAUCAACAGCAACAAUAUUCAAAUGACCCCAUCAAAAAUGAAUCAUUAUACCGUCCCAAGAUUCAAAUACCUUAUGGCAGCUUUGCGGUUAAUGGCAAUGAUUAUAAGGCGCAAAGUUCUUUUUAUCAAUCUGCAGACGACUUUAAUUCGGACGACUUCGAUACUAAUGAAUUAGAUUCACAUGAAGUGAGUUAUGCAGGCAUUGAUUAUGAAGAGCGACAUAGGUGUCCUCCGAACUGGAUUCGAUACAGGGAAUCAUGCUAUCGCUUCACGAAAUCGCCCAACCGCCCAAGAAAUGAAGCUCGUAAGAUAUGUCAGGCCUUUGAAGCAGAUUUAGCGGCUAUUAGAAGUCCAGAGGAACAUGGAUUUAUAAUAACUAACCUUAUGAAAUUAGAUCCUCAGAAAGGGUCAUGGUAUGUAUCAGGACAUCAACAGUCACCAGGCUUUUGGGCUAAUGAUGUAGAUGGGUCACAGCUCACUGGCUUAGAAAAUGCCUUCUUUGAUGAUCAUCAACAGAUUUACAAUAGCUAUAACAUUUUGCCUCGAGAUUAUUUAGUGUACAGGUUUUCCCACCAGGAUGGAAGAUGGGGAUUGGCUGCAGUUGAAGGAACACAAUACUAUCAUUUUAUUUGUGAAGGGCAAAUACAAAGGUUACAUUAUCUUCUUGAGGAAAAAAGAUCAUUUACAUAUGGACUAGACACAUAUGACCCUGAGAGAAUACCAAGAGGACCUUUCUUCAUAAAAGAACCUGAAGACACCAUUUAUGAUCCCAGAAGAAACCACCAUGUUCAAUUAACAUGCAUAGCAGGUGGUUACCCUUCCCCAGUUUAUAAAUGGUUCCGGGAAGACUAUCAAGUUGAUAAUGCCGUAUACAUUGAAAUCGAUCCAUUAGCUGAUCCUAGAUUUAUAGUAAGUGGUGGAACUUUGAUGAUUUUUAAUCCCGAUGCAGAUAUAGACAAUGCUAAACAUCAUUGUACAGCUACAAAUAAAUAUGGUACAAUUCGCUCGGAGUCGGUCAGAUUGUCAUUUGGGUUUAUUAGAGAAUUUAACCAGAAACGGUCUGUGGAGACAGGCAAUCAGUAUUGGGGUAAAGUAAUGUAUUGUGAUCCUCCUUCAUAUUACCCUUCUGUUAACUUUUUAUGGGCUCGUAAUUCUUUUCCAAAUCUAGUAGAAGAAGAUAAAAGAGUUUUUGUAUCUUAUGAUGGUGGUUUGUAUUUUUCUGCUUUAGAAACCAUUGACAGAGGUAACUACAGUUGUAAUGUAAUGAGCAAGUUUUCAGAUGCUGGCCGUAAUGGUCCUCUCUUUCCUCUCUUAGUUUAUCCUCAUUCUGAUUAUCAGCAAUUGAAAUUUCCUAAUAACUUUCCUAAGGUAUUUCCCGAAGCUCCUGUAGUAGGGCAGGAAGUAAGAUUAGAAUGUGUCUCUUUUGGCUAUCCUGUACCAUCAUACAACUGGACUAGAAGAAAUGGAAAUAUGCCAAGAAAAGCACACUUGAGUAAUUAUGAUCGUGUUUUGACCAUACCUAAUGUUGGCGUAGAAGAUGAAGGUGAAUAUAUUUGUGAUGUUCGAAAUGAUAGGGCUCGCAUAGCAAAUAGUGUAUUUUUAAAGGUAAUGGCUUACCCUAAUUUCACCAUUCCAUUGUCCGAUAAACAUGUUGAUAAUAGAGGAGAACUACAUUGGAAUUGUGAAGCUUUUGGCAUCCCUGACGUCAACUAUACUUGGUGGAGAAAUGGUAAAAAGUUAUCAAUGGAAACAUUAGAACCAGAAGAUAGAGACAGGUACCUGAUACAAGACAAUGUAUUGACUAUUAAAUAUUUGGACCCACAAAGAGAUCCAGGGAUGUACCAAUGUGAGGCCAGUAACCAACUACGGGCAAGGUUUUCAUCUGGUCAGUUACGUGUUCUUUCAUUGAAACCUUCAUUUAAGAAACACCCCCUGGAAUCUGAAACAUAUGGCUCCGAAGGUGGUAAUGUGACACUAAGAUGCAACCCUGAGGCAGCACCAAAGCCAACAUUUACAUGGAAGAAAGAUAAUAUUAUCAUAGGUGCUGGUGGUAAGAGAUUUAUUACCGAAAAUGGUAACCUUAUUAUAAGGCAAUUGUCUAGAGAUGAUGAAGGAGUUUAUACCUGUGUUGCGAAAAACCAAUACGGAACUGAUGAAAGUCGGGGCCGCCUCAUAGUACUGCGAACGCCACGCUUUAUAGAACGUCUACCGCCACGGCUAACUACUCAAGUUAAUGACAAUGUAUUUUUGCAUUGUAAUGCUGAAAUUGAUCCCAUUUUAGAUAGAGCAUACCUUUGGAAUCAUAAUGGUAUAAGAAUAAGAGAUGCAUCUGACUAUUAUGCUGAUAAAAGAAUUAAGAUAGAUGGGGGUGAACUCACUAUUUUUAAUGUCAGUCUUGCUGAUGUCGGUGACUAUGAGUGUGUUGUUAAAUCGGCUAUUGGACGUAUUUCUACACACACUCAGUUGCGCAUAGAAGGUCCUCCAGGUCCUCCUGGGGGAUUACAAGUCUUAAACAUCCAACGAUCAUCAGUCACCCUUGAAUGGACCGAUAGCAAUUCAAAUGGUCGUCCUAUCACAGGGUAUGUUAUAACAGGACGUACUAACUGGAACUCUACUUGGAUACUUAUCAGCGACAACAUACCUAAUGUUGUUGAAAUCGAUAGAUACAAUGGACGCAAACGUGCAUCUGUCACUGCUAACCUUUUACCAUGGUCUGUUUAUGAAUUCCGGGUUCAAGCAGUUAAUGCUUUGGGUGUAGGGAAGCCUUCAGCUCCUAGUCCACAGUUCUCUACUUUACCAGAUAAACCGCAUGAAGCCCCAAAGAAUGUUGGUGGGGGUGGCGGAAAGAUUGGCGAUCUUACUAUUACUUGGACCCCAUUACCGCGGUCGCUUCAAAAUGGACCUGGUAUUUAUUAUAAAAUAUUUUGGCGCCGUAACGGUUCUGAAGUCGAGUUUCAAUCUCUCGUUCUUAAAGAAUACGGUAACGUCGGAAUGCAUGUUGUACACAUAUCAUUGACCUAUUUCUUCACUCCUUACGAUGUAAAAGUACAAGUAUUUAACGAUAUUGGUGCGGGACCAGAGAGCGAAGUAGUGACAAUAUACUCUGCUGAAGAUAUGCCGCAGGUAGCACCGCAACAAGUGUCAGCGAGAUCCUUCAAUUCGACAGCUUUAAAUGUGACUUGGAAUCCGAUUGACCAAUCUCGUGAAAGACUUCGCGGAAAGUUAAUUGGUCACAGACUUAAAUAUUGGAAACAGACAAAUAAAGAGGAAGAAUGCAUAUAUUAUUUAUCUAGAACUACUAGAAAUUGGGCUCUUAUUGUGGGACUACAACCAGACACAUAUUACUUUGUCAAGGUAAUGGCGUUUAAUUCUGCGGGCGAAGGUCCGGAGAGCGAACGUUUCUUGGAGCGCACGUUCCGCAAGGCUCCACAAAAACCGCCUGCGUCCGUCAACGUGUGGGCGGUGAAUCCGUCCACAGUGCGCGUCGUAUGGCGUUACGUACAGCCCACAGAUGAAGAGGAACCACUCAUUGGCUACAAGGUGCGUGUAUGGGAAAUCGAUCAGGACAUGAGCACGGCCAACGAUACAAUAGUACCGGUGGAACACGACCUGGAGGCGUACGUCACAAAACUCACACCGGGCAAGUCGUACAACUUGCGUGUGCUCGCUUACUCCAACGGUGGCGACGGCAGAAUGUCAUCGCCCGCUAUCACAUUCCAAAUGGGAGAUUACCACAGCGACGCUUAUGGAUACUACGUGAAAGGUAGCGCUACCAGACCGCAUGUUUUAGCAAUACACUACCUAAUAUUUUUAAUCAUUUCUGCAUAUUUGCAAUUGUCGUGAUAUUAACCAGGCAAACGUAGAAAUAAUUUUUAAAUUAUAUUUUUAAUAAUAAUUUACUUAGUGAUUUAAGCCUUAUUGUUAUUAUAAGCAUUCCUCUAUGUUUAGGUUGUGAUAUAGCCGGCCGCUUCUAUUUUUACUAUUUGUCUCACUUUUAUUCUAUUUAAUAUUGCAAUAUAAAAUGUUGAAUCUUUACUUUCAUUUGUUGAAAUUAUUUUAUUUACUUUCAUAAUUAAUUAAAAAUAAGCUUUUACGUAAUGUAGCUUGAUAAAAUGUGGAUCUGUUUCAAUAUUGUUAGUAAAUUGGAGUUAAACUACUGAAAUAGGAAGGGUCUUGCAGAGUGGAAUCCCAUCGUUUGUAGACUACGCUACGCCAUGUAUAGUAAAUACAAAUAUAGAACUAUAUCAUAUUAUAUGCUUCUGUAUCAAACUCAUCGAAUGGCAUAGAUAAUGUAAUGCGACAUAGUUCUAUGGUGUAUAUUUGUCAAUAAAGCGACACAAAUCUUAAACGGCCCAGUACAUAUGAUAUUGUAGCAGAUCAAUUAUUUUUAUACUAUAUUAAUUAAUAAUAUUGUACCUUUGUCAUAAGUUGACAAUAAAGUUUGAAAUAGAUAUUAUUUCUAAUACUCAUCUUUUAAGUUUGCCACUUAGCUUAUACAUAUGUAAUGUAUUGAAUACGGUUAUCCGAACAAGUCAGUUUAAAGCGGUCCGUAAACUCUGUU
Molecule: messenger RNA, 5316 nt
Organism: Diatraea saccharalis (sugarcane borer)
Lineage: Eukaryota; Metazoa; Arthropoda; Insecta; Lepidoptera; Crambidae
Source: the annotation of a GenBank genome assembly